AUGUACGGGAUUGCGGUGUUGGUAUCGACCGAUUUGCAAUUGGGUUUAAGACCGAUUUAUUUUUGUUGGAUGAGCUUCAAUCUCGUUUCUACCAUUUGUGUAGAACGAAAAAGUCACGCUUUUGAAUCUUUAUUGAUGGCUACGGUCACGAGGAUCAAGGGGGCACACCGUACACAUGCAUAUGAUCUUGCAGUAAAAACUCGGAAUUAUCUUUCGCACAAGGAUUUACUAGAAACAGUCCAACGAAUGCUUGAAGAAGCAAAAAGUGACAAUGUUAGUAUCGAUUCUCUAAUAUCCUUGGAAGAGCAGCUCAAGACUGCUCUGUCUGUAACUAGAGCUCGGAAUACAGAGCUAAUGAUGGAGCUUGUGAAGACCCUUCGAGAAAAGAGGAGAUUCAAUGCUCUUGCGAUCAAGAGAUUGAUGCAUUAUUGUUGA
Molecule: messenger RNA, 435 nt
Organism: Microthlaspi erraticum
Lineage: Eukaryota; Viridiplantae; Streptophyta; Magnoliopsida; Brassicales; Brassicaceae
Source: the annotation of a GenBank genome assembly